Messenger RNA from Mytilus californianus (California mussel), 2574 nucleotides. RefSeq lists its product as uncharacterized. NCBI's taxonomy places the organism in Eukaryota, Metazoa, Mollusca, Bivalvia, Mytilida, Mytilidae. The record is from RefSeq and is a predicted model, not a curated record. Gene Ontology annotation, molecular function: FAD binding; fatty acid binding; acyl-CoA oxidase activity. The coding region runs from base 103 to 2070 and encodes 655 amino acids. The transcript has 4 exons. Gene Ontology annotation, cellular component: peroxisome. Gene Ontology annotation, biological process: fatty acid beta-oxidation using acyl-CoA oxidase; lipid homeostasis.
CCACUGCUGUUUUGGGAUCAAAGUUCAUGCAACUUGACUGAGCUAUUUCUCUACGAAUUUAAUAACUAGUUUUAAUAGUGAAAAGGUGAAAAAAUCAUCACCAUGCUGAGAUCUAGGCAACUACGAAGUCUUGCCUCAGCCAUGCAACAUUUAUCAACCAGAGGCCAACCUACUGUUUUACAAAACAAAAUAAGCAUCCCUCAAUCAUGUAAUGUACAGAAAAGAAUGAUUGCUGUACAACCAAACGAGCUUCGUAAGUCAUGGCCAGCACCUGCUUUCAAUCUUGACAAAAUGACUGAACUACUUGAUCAUGAUAACCACGAAAUGCGUAAACAAUUCCGCCAGUUUGUUAGUGAUCCCAUUAUGAUACCAAAGUACAACAUUUCCUUAGCCGAGGAGAGAGAAGUAGCUUUACAGAGACUUAAACGUAUAUGUGAUGGAGGUUUUUUAUCAGUACUUGAUUUCAAUGACAAUCCAUUACGAAUCUUUGCUGCCCAUGAGUUAGCAGCCAUCAUUGAUGCAGCUAUGGCAACUAAGAUGACAGUUCAGUUUAAUUUGUUUGGUGGUACAGUUCUAAAACUUGGUACAGAAAGACAUCACAAAAAACUGCUUAAAGGUAUUGACACACUAGAUGACAUUGGUUGUUUUGGUCUGACUGAACUUGGAUAUGGAAACAAUGCAGUUGAAAUGGAGACUACAGCUACUUAUGAUAAAGCCACGAAGGAACUGAUUGUUAACACACCAACAACUGUAGCACAGAAAUACUGGAUCACCAAUGGGGCUGUACAUGCUAAACAUAUCAUUGUGUUUGCUCAAUUGAUGAUGGACGGGGUUAACCAAGGUAUUCAUGGUGUAUUGGUGAGAAUCCGAGAUGAUGAUCUAAAAGUGAUGCCUGGAGUAAGAGUUGAGGACAUGGGAUAUAAAAUGGGAUUGAACGGUGUAGACAAUGCCAAACUAUUUUUUGACAAUGUACGUGUCCCAAAAGAGAAUCUUCUUAAUAAGUACUCAGAUAUUGAUGAUGAUGGUAACUUUUGUAGUAGCAUUAAGAGUGCUCGUGCUCGAUUCCUUACAGUGGCUGAUCAGCUAUUGUCCGGACGUAUUUGUAUUGCAAGUAUGUCCAUGGGAGUAGCCAAAGCUUCCAUGGCUAUCGCCUUAAGAUAUGCUGCCUCCAGGUUAACUGUGGGCAAGAAUGGUAAAUCUGAUACACCCAUUCUUCUAUAUCAACUUCAGCAACGUGCUUUGCUCCCAUUGUUGGCUCGUACUUACGCUAUGAACUUUGGUCUAGACUAUGUGAAAGAUCGCUGGGCUUUCCAGAAAGAAGAUGGGUCUGAACAUGCUGAAGCAGUUACAAUGUGUUGUGUGAUUAAACCUCUAGCUUCAUGGCAUGUUGAGGAGUGUGCAUCUACAGCCCGAGAGAGAUGUGGUGGUCAGGGUUACCUGUCCUGUAAUCGCUUUGGUCCAUUCAUUGGUCUAGCUCAUGCAGCCAUGACAGCUGAGGGAGACAACAGUGUGCUCAUGCAAAAGGUGGCUAAAGAGAGACUUGGUGUGUUCAGGCCACACAAAGUGGAUAAAAGUCAAUCAGAAGAUUUAUCGAGCACCAGCUACUUACACCAACUUCUUCUUAAACGUGAAAACUUGUUGUUUAUCAGCCUUGGGAAGAAAAUGCAAGCUGCAGGAAAAGAGAAACUGUUUGACACAUGGAUGUAUCAAGAAAGCGACCUUGUUCAAGCAGCUGCUAAAAGCUUUGGUGAGAGGUUAAUCAGCGAGAGAUUUGCAGCAGUAAUUGAGCAGGCAGACUCUUCGUUAAAACCUAUUUUAAGCUCAUUGUAUGAUUUAUAUCUAGUAGAUGUAGUUGAAAAAGACCUGUCAUGGUUUGUUAUAUCUAAGACAAUGUCAAUAGAAGCAGGCAGUAAAGUGAGUGAAAGAGCUGCAGACUUAUGUAGGCAGAUAUCCCCUCAGUCUUUAGCUCUCUGUCAGGCUUUCGAUAUCACAGAUACCAUGCUGUCAGCACCCAUUGCCUUAGACUGGGUAGAUUACAACGUGGGAGACAAUCAAGGGGAAGUUCAGUAGACUGUGUUACUUCAGUAGACUGCUAUACAUCUAUGUACUAAUGUACGAUUUAUUGUGAUUUCAAAGUUAUCAAUUGAUUGACCAUUGGUUAUUUAACAUGUUUAACAAACUCAAAUUAACAGCAUCCAAUUAAAAAAACAUAUAUUAGCCAGUAUUGCUUAGGGGUAGUUUGGGACAUUUGAAUGAAUAUUAACUGAAAUUGAAAGUCAAUAUACGAAAAAGGAAAGACUUUGACAUUAAGACUUCAAGAAAAUUUGCUACAAGUUUUCAAAUUUAUGUAGAAAGAUUUUUCAAUAAUUUGAGAGAGUGUUUUGUGUUUAUUUUGAAUGAGAUUUAAAUGUAUGUAAAGAUCAGCAUUCAGGUUUGGCAUUCAUUCUAUUAGACUGGGUUGUACUGAUUCUUGGUCACUAAUUCUAUAAGACUGAGUUGUUCCAACUCUUGGAAUAUUUAUCAUUUGUGAUUAAGAUCAAGAAAUGGUUUUAAAAAUAAAUUUAUACUCUAGUG